This is a messenger RNA of Sphaeramia orbicularis (orbiculate cardinalfish), 8173 nucleotides long. RefSeq lists its product as uncharacterized. Gene Ontology annotation, molecular function: protein tyrosine/threonine phosphatase activity; MAP kinase tyrosine/serine/threonine phosphatase activity; MAP kinase tyrosine phosphatase activity. Lineage: Eukaryota; Metazoa; Chordata; Actinopteri; Kurtiformes; Apogonidae. Gene Ontology annotation, biological process: negative regulation of JUN kinase activity; peptidyl-tyrosine dephosphorylation. The record is from RefSeq and is a predicted model, not a curated record. Gene Ontology annotation, cellular component: cytoplasm; cytosol. The transcript is spliced from 5 exons. The coding region runs from base 447 to 3092 and encodes 881 amino acids.
ACACACGCUCAGACGUGACGCCAGCUGAGUUGGCCAAGCACUUCUGAUGACAUUUAUUUAUUUAUCUGCCUCUUUUAAAUCCGGCACAGCUGUGCAUCUCCUCCUCAAUGCCGGUCUUAUUUUUAUAGUGUGAUUUUUUAUUUUUUAUUUUAAUUUUUUUUCCUUUUUUUCUUAGUACAUCAACAAACGAGCAGGCAGGGAAGGUGUUACACAUCUGGAUCAUACCAUCACAUCGGGUCGCGCUACUCGGGCCACUACAGACAUGAGGAUUUUUCCCUACGCUGCGUAUAAAUGAUGAAUUUACUACGGGACUGCCACUCUUGAUGCAAGCCUGAAAAAGGAAAAAAAAAAAAGCUGAGGAUACCAUCACCAGAGUCUGUGCGUGGAUUAAAGCAUGGGGACACUGGAGCGUGGUUUGCCUUCUCUAUGGCUUCACAUAAACCCAGAUGCCUCCCUUGCCUCUUGACGAGCGCAUAGUGGUCAUUCAGCGCCCUAAAAACUUGGCCCUGUGUGAGUCGUCUCCGCAAACCAUCCCACAGCACUCCUCUCAGAUAUCAGCUGCCUCAAAUGGACAAGUCGCCCACCCACAUUUCCACCCGUCUCAGUCCCACUUCUACUCUCCAGCCUGUAAAUCUCUGACUCUGGAAUGCAAGCGCAGACUGUCCCGUGUUCAGAAGUUCAAGGCCAACCAGCCUGUCAUCCCAGCGGGGGUCAGACACGUCCCUAGCCACUGUCACAGCAAUGGCACAGUAACACUUGGCCCACGGCUGCCGUCCCACACACAUACUAUUGAUAUCAGGGUGACAGUGGACAAAGGAGGACGAGGUGGACACAGCAAUUCGUUACGACGCAGCUCAAGUGUAAAAGGCGGCCGAGGGAAAUGUGUUUCUUCACAGGUGGACCAAGGACAAUAUGACAGAAAAUUUGGAACUGCAGGGAGGGCAGAUGGAGCCGAACACAAGUCACAACGAAGUCACCAAAGUCAACUAAGUUCUUCCCCUGGAGCGGUGCUACAGUUUGUUCCUGCCCAGGCACAGCAGCAUAAAUUCAAGAGUGAAAAGGAAAACAGUACUUUUCCCAACAGAGGCAACCAGGAGUUUCCCUCUUUGAGUCACAAGAAAAAUUCCAAACUGGGAACUGUCCAUCAAAGCCAAAACAGUCACAGUCUGCCCUACCACCACAGCUCAGUCCCCGUGCCCCAUGCCGCGAUCCUAAACUCAAACUUCCCCUCAUCCCCUCCCUCCCAACCCACCCAUGCUCCGAUCUCAUUUCAACAACUCAGCCAGCCUCGCCCGUCCCGUCCCAGGGAUCACCACCCCCACAUUCUCCAUGGUCUACCCCUCUCCCCCUGCUCCUCCCACGGUGGGGGUUUCCCCAGCCCUGACCACACCUGCACUAUCGACUGCACCCACCCGUUCAGCUGCGGCUGCUUGAGGCUGGUAAGAUGCCGAGGCUGUAGAGGGCAUUCAGCUAGCUGCCAAGGAGGUGGAGGAAGCACGUCCACCUCUUUUUCCUGUGUUCACAAUGUUGGAGCAGUAAAGAAAGGAAGCAAAGACAUGGGCUUGAAAAAUCUGGGUGGGUGUCUGUCCACCGCCUCCACCUCCAACACCUCCUCUUCCAACAGCACUGUGUCUGACUGCCGAGCAAACCUGUUCAAGCCCAUCCACUGCACCUCCUGCUCCGGUGAGGCCAGCAACUAUGAGAGUCCUGCUAUACUUCGGAAAAAACUGGUAGGGGGAUGCCUGCCAUGCACCCCCCUGUCCUCCUCAGCCCCUCUUCGGGCCCUGCAGAGCUGUGUAACAGGCUGCAACCCCAAAGCCUCUCAGACAGGAAGUUCAACCUGCAGUUACUGUAGCAGCGACCCCAUAGUGGUGACAUUCAACCCUCGGAGAGGCAAACCUCCUGGAAGAGGUGUUGGAGGGGCUCAUCCGAUGGGUAUGUUCCAGUCUGACGAUGACGAUUACAGUGUUCGCACUAUCUGGCCUGAAGAAUUGGCCAAAAAGAUGACCCAUUCGAAAACACAAAAGAAUCUCUGUCCUGGAGUGGGGGUUGGAAAAACCUGUGCAAACCAGGCUCAAAAUAGCAGUAACGGAACAGGCCUCGUUCUCCUGGACUGUCAGAACCUCCAGGAAUAUGCACAGUCUCAGCUAACAGACCACGCCGGCCGACGGCGGCUUCACCAAGGCAAAAUGGCCGCCCUCGAUUUUAUAGGCGGCAGGUCAGGGUCGGGGUACAACGAUGGCCAGAACUCACUGAAGAGGCUCCUAAAUAAAGACGACACAGGAUUCAGGGAUCAUCCUGAGCAUGAUGGAGAUGCAUCAUAUCCUCGUUCCCCCUCCCCCCAGCCCCCAUCCCCCCCAUCACCUGUUUCCUUCUCACCUCCACCGUCUGCACCGAGCACGCUCAUCAAACCCAAACCCUGGCAGAGAGAACGGGAGGGAGGUCAUUCUCUGCCGUCGGCCCAGUCAUUGCACCUGGCGUUGAACUCACUGAACAGAGAGCAAGAUGAAGAGAACAGCAGAAUGCACCUCUCCCUGCCACUCUCCUCUUCGCUGCCGGCCUCUCUGUCCGAUGAGAGUCUGAUGACUCCUGAUGCAGAGAAUGCCGUGGUCAGUCCCAUCCUGCCCUUCCUGUUUCUGGGGAAUGAAAGAGAUGCCCAGGACCUGGACCUGCUGCUCCGCCUCAACAUCGGCUACGUAGUCAAUGUGACCACGCACCUGCCCCUCUACCACCAAAACUCCGGACUGCGAUACAAGCGGCUGCCAGCCACCGAUAACAGCAAGCAAAACCUUCGACAGUACUUUGAGGAAGUGUUUGAGUUCAUUGAGGAGGCAUAUCAGAGUGGACAGGGCGUGUUGGUUCACUGCCAGGCAGGCGUCUCCCGUUCUGCAACAAUUGUCAUUGCGUACCUUAUGAAGCACACCCUUAUGACAAUGACAGACGCCUACAAGUACGUACGCAGCCGCCGCCCCGUGGUUUCCCCAAAUCUCAACUUCAUGGGCCAGCUGUUGGAGUUUGAGAGGGACCUCAACUCUGGGGUCACCCCUCGCAUCCUGAUGCCUAAACUUAACGGUGUGGAGACGCAAGUGUGAGAAAGGUCAGAGGUCAGGAGCACUAGGCGGUAAAGGAGAGAGAAAAAAAUGGAUUUUAGUGGCAUUAUUGAACGAAAAAGAAAGUGCAGCACAUUUUGGAAGAGAGCUAUGAUGUGGAAAAACUUCAGCAAAGUGCAAAAUGAUGAUCUGUUUGACAAUUAGUGCACUUUUAAUACUGUGAGAAAAUGAGUGUCUGGUCUGGUUGUAACUCUGACAAUUUAGUCAUCUUCCAGUAUACUGUUUUUAAGAAAAUGUGCCAAUAUUUUGUAUAGAUCUAACAUCACUCAGAUAUCUCUUCUCUUUUAUUCUGAUGCCUCCUCCUUUUUGUUCCUACCGUUUACAUUCACAGCCACAUACAGUGACUUUAUUGCCAUUCAUCAUAAAUGCAUGCAGCAGAUGAAAGCAGACAGGAGAUGGGUUCACUGUUAAUGACCUACGUCAUCCGCAACACCACGCCAACAUCUCCACUACAUGUAGCAACACACGAGUCAUUGCAAUGCACUUUACUGCCCGUGUUUUAUCAUCACCAUCUGUACUGGCUUGAGGAUGAAAGGAAUUUGUCAAAAAAAAAACAACAACAAAACAACACCUUAGUCACUGUUUUUGGUUCACAGUUGUCAUGUUUUUCUUGGGAUUAUCUCCAGUUUUGGACCUGUGUAAUAAUAGAGCAGAAUGGACCUAGUAUGAACACGAGUGGCAUUAACCUGAGAAACAAAAUGCAAAAAGGACAAAUAGCUAAUAGAAGUGUGUUUAUAUGGUUUUAUUUUAGUGAAACAGCCUGAACAGUAGCAGCAAAGACACUACAUAUAAAAGUAUUAUAGAAUUACUGUGUAAAAAAAAAAAACUUCCACAUACUUCAAUUUCAGGUUGAUUUAAGGCCUUUGAAUAUAAGUAAAUAUAAGUGAGGAUGAGUAUUAGUAACCUAACAUUAUGAGUUUAAUGCACAACAUGAUUUACAGUAUUUACAAUGGCUGGAAGUGGGAGUUUUGUUGGCCUGCUGUUAUAAUGUGCUUUCAGACCUUCUCCAACUGUGCAUUGUUCAUUUUGUGGUCAGUUUAAAGAAGAAAUGCAUUAGUUUUGUUGACCUUUUUUUAGGGAAAAAAACAAAAAAAAACAAACUCUGUCCCUGUGUAAGUCUUUAGUUUCGGUGUUCAGCAUGAAACAGUCCUAAGGGACGAGUCGUGGCGCAUGCAGACUGAUGUUUUUCUUAAAAUUUAAAGAGCACAUUGAAGUUCGCAACAACACAGUGGAGAUUUCAUUUCAUAAGCCUUAAUUUCUGAUAUUGACAUUUUUGUGUUCUCUUAAUCCCUACAAGAAACAGAGACAAGACAACAAAGUCACUUUGGAAAUUUUAUGGCUUAGAUUUUCUUACUUGGAGUCAGUUGUAGAAACUUGUAAAGUCAAAUCUACUUUUUAUGUCCUUAAUUUCAAAGUCAGAACAUCAGAGUUUUUUUGCCUGAUUAGCCGUCACUCUUCCUCAUCUUGUAUUUUUUUCUUUUUGCCUUAUUUUCCGAACUGGAAGUCUUAACUGUGUCAUUCAUGACUAUGCAUUAUUUUAUUCGAGAGGACAAUGGUUUGACAGGAGGAGGUUUCACUGAAUUCACUGUGACAUUUUCCUCUAUAUUGAUAAGGUGUAGGCCGACUAAACACUUUUACCUGCCUCAAAACUCUGUCUUAUUAUCACAAAAAGAAAAAUGCAAAAUGUGUCUUAUACAUUAAUCGGUGGAAUAUGUGCAGAUUAAGUACUUUACGGUAAAAACUGUGGCUAAAAUGGAACAGCAGCAUUUGUCUCUAAACAGUGUGAUGUGUAGUUUAACCAAUAGCAGUAUUUGCAAAGCAUCAUAGCUCCUUCAACACUGUGUAACUAAAUGAUUUGAUAGAAAGUCUAUGUUAUGAUGAGGAUUAUUUUGCACAUUGUACAAUCUGAUGCCAUAACUUUUAUUCAGAUGUCACACUGUACUUAAUUAUUUAAUAAUCUAACACUUUGAGGAUGACAUGUGAUUAUUUUCAUCUGGCCUCAAUUGUGCAACCUUGUCAUAUUUGACACAUUUGCAAAGCAUGUCAUUCCUUAACAUGUAGCUCUGGGAAGAUGAAGCAUUUGUGUUAUUUUAUCGUAUUUAAUGUACUUUUUUCAUCUUUACAAUCUACAAUCUACAGAGGCUGAUUUCUAAUCAAAAGGCAAUGCAAAUCAGCCUGCAAAUGAAACUUAUUUCUACAUUUUGUGAUAGAACUAUAGCUGUGUUUCACUUACAUCAAAUGUUGUGAAGCCUGAAAGGGAUGUUUUGGCUCUUUGAAAGUCCCUCAUUGUUGUAUUUGGAAGAUUCAUUGGAUUGUGUUUUAAGAAGAAACAGAAGGUACCAGUUUGUAUGUCGAGCAUUUUUUGUUUUUCUUUGAAGAAAAUGCCAGUUGCCCCCUUUUUCCAGAUUUUACAGGAACUUGUGGUUAAAUAAUAACCUGCAGCAAGUUCCAAGAACCAAAAUGCCUUCAGCUUAGCCUUGUGUAAUUUGGUCCUCCAGUGUUGUCACUAUAAAUAUGACUUUGUAAAAUAAGGUUUCUGAAAUUUGCUUGUUGGAUUUAUUUUCUGGCAAAGUGACUUUGAUAUAGGCUAUAUAUUUUUCUACAGUAAAACUUCAUCACUGUAAUGCAGAUUUCGGUAUAAACAUACUCUGUCUGUGUAUUUACUGUUUUUUACAUGAAUCUUUCUUUUGUACAAAAGGCUGUUUAGACAGAACGACAUCUUCCAGCUCUACAGUGUCGACACAGAUCCUCAGCUUUGUUUUUCAGUCUCAGUGCUGUCGGACCUCAGUGAACAUAGGUCAGAAUACGUUUCUGUUUUUACCUCUCGCCUUUAUUUCAGCUGAGAGCUCAGCCAAACAUCACCCUUCCAGUCUCUCCAGCUCAGCUAGCAGUAGGUGCCGUGUUAACCUUCGAAGAGGGCCUGUUGCUGUCGCUCCUUGAUUUUUAUACAGACUUUAUAUGCAAAGUGGCUGUCGAAGCAAUUUCUUUAAUUAAAGGACCUACUGUGCAGUUGAGUCAACGCUGACCUCAGACAUUUGUACUUGAGAGAUUCAUCAAAGGGAAAUGAACUGAACUUUUUCUCUAAAAACCUGAAGGGCCAGUGUCUCUGUGAGCAUCAGUUUGUGUAAAAACCUCCUGCUUGUGUUUUGCACUUGAAAAGAAGAAACAUUUGGAAGUGGUCACUGUAUGUCUGCAAACUUUUUGAGAACUGUAUAUCUGUGCAUUGCUUAUUUGUGGAAACUUUACUCCUGUUUGUAUUUUAUUGCUCAUUUUUAAACAUUGUGUUAUUUCCUGUACCAAAUAUUGAAUUUUAAGGAUAUUGAUUACUAUUUGAUGAUGGGAAUGAUGUUGCGAUAAAAGGCAGAUCACCUCCUUCCUUCCUUCUGGGGGUAAGAACUCUUCAGGUAUGACUAUCAUUGUAAUGCUGUGCUGUUUCACCCCGCUGCCCCACAUCCCCCAGACUCAUAUGACCUUCCCUGUGAUGCUCUCUGUUGCCCCCUUGCUUUUCAUAAUGGAUUGUUUUUCUCGAGCAAAUGUAAUAUUUUCAUAUUGUAGUAACUGGUCCUUGUAUUUAGACAACCUUCGUGUACUGACUAUACUCUUCAGAAUACUUUGAGGUGCACUGUGACUAAAACAAUGCUGCUAUAUCACAAAGACUUUAUUGUGUAUGUCACGUUCAGCAGAUGCAAAGUGAUGCAUACAGCUAAAAGUGACGGAUACAAAACAAUGGGCUUGGCCAUGAAAGCCCUGCUUACCAGUCCAAUCCAGGCUUUAUUGUACUGCGUCGGCGCAGUUGAUUUAUCUCAGAAUGAUUGUGUGCACAAGUGUAGGAUUUGCUUCUGUAGGUUUUCCUCAUGAAAUUGAUAAAAAAGAAAAGAGAAAGUGUUAAAAAAAAAGGGCCAAAAAACAUAGCUGUCAGAUAUUUCUCAAAUCCAUUUCAUGAAUCUGUGUGAAAGCAGAGUGUUAAGCCUUUUAUUCUUUACCAAAACAUCCUUUCUUUCACUUCAGUCAUAUAUUUUAGGAUAGGGUUGUAAUUUAAUUAAAGCGAAGGAACAUUUUUUGCAAGGUAUCUGUUGAAUUUAGCUCUAUAAUCUAUCUGCCAGGAAACAGUUUUACAUAAUGUGAAUAACAAAAAUAUUCUCUUUUAAUCAAUAACCUUUCUUUUUACAUAGUUGAUAUCAUGUCAAGAUGUGAUGUCAAGUACUUUGAAAUGUGAUUUGUUGACUAAAUCGAUAAUAAUAACAACAAUAAAUCAACAUUAACUAUUACAAUGUCAGUAUUAUUACACUGUUAUUAUAGUAUCAAUAAAUCAAAGAAGGAUUAAAGAGGAGCCUUUUGGUUUCCAUACAUUAGCUCUUAAACUGUCUAAAGUUGAAACUAAUAAAAAUGCAUUUCUGGACCCGAUUCAUUUGCCCCUUUAUAACAUAAUAUACUCUUAGUAUAGAUGGGCUUUGGGGAUAAUGUACUUCUCAGACAUUAAAGUCCAAAACUGUAUCUAUAAACCACCUUGUAGCACAAAAUAAUAUGCAAAAGUGGAGUUAUACUGAAAUACUCUUCAGAGCAUCUGUAGCUAGAAAGUCAGCCAGUGUCAAGAUCAUCAACCCAAAUACUCACAGGCCUUCCACGCAUCCAGAACUUCCCAGAAACAAAUGAAAAUAUGUAGCAAAAGCGGGAUGUAGGGGAGAAGAAAUUGUGCAAAUUGAAACUUGCAUUGGUUUAAAUCAUGUGUUACUCAUAUCCGAGCAGAGGAGAUGUGAAAUACAAGGGGUUUGAAGACACUUUGUAGACGUGCAUCAACAGCGGCUGCUAAAUGAGUAACAAACUCACUUCUUACAGGUUCAUUCUUCUCCAUUUCAUACAUAUUUGAUCAGCAGCUGUUCUGAAAAAUGUGGUUUCUUUGUUGGUAACAUGAAUGAAGUUUUUCACUCAAGUGGUUUAAUUGCUGUCUUGUCUUCUUUUAUGUUGGUUCUAGCUGAGUAUGAUAAACCAUAAUAGCAUCCCAAAAGUGUGCAGUUCAAAACCUGAUGGCUGGAUUGUGAAGUUGUUCUCCAUGUUCAUUUCUA